AUGAAGUUCAUUGACAUUUUAUUCGUACUGAGCGCGGCAGCAACCGCUAAUGCAAUACUGGUUUCAGAUAAUAGCAAUGACUCAGUUCAGGCAUCAAGCACUUUCAGUCAAGUGUCUGGUCCAACCAAUGAACCUGAGCCAGGCACUUCCGGACAAGGCCAGCAAUACUUGUUGUAUCGAACUGAUCCAGGUGUUCCAAAACGAAGUCGAAAACGCCCAAUCAGUGAGCCUGGUCCAAGUGCUCCAAAACGAAGUCGGGAACAAUCAACGAAUCAACCCGGUCCAAGCACUUCCAAUCAAGACCAGCAACAGCCAAUGGACGAAGAAGAGUCGGGAAAUACUGCUCCAAAUCAAGCGGUUGUAUUAAGCGAAAGAAAUCGGAAAACCUUGGAUAGUCUAAAGCAAAAACUUGAAGAGUUUAAAGAAGUGGAAAAGAGCAUGUGUCGAGCCUAUUAUGAUAGUGUGUUUCAUCAAUUAAGCCAAUGGAAAGGUUUAAGAAAAGGCAAAGGCAAGACUAUUUCAGCUCUGAAAUGUGCGAUAAAAGAAGCAGUUAUGCCUGCUUUGCAGACUCCUAUUUGCAAUUUGGAUUUGAAAAUAGGAAACUCGAUUAUUGAAGUAUUAAGAGCCUCUGAUUUGAAGGAUGUAUUAGAAGAAGCUCAAGUUUCAAUCACCAACACAAUCAUAAGCAAAUUCAAGUCACCUAAAAAAACUGGUAUUAUUCGGUGUCCUAUUUAUACUACUUUGGAUCAAGAAACGAAUACAGAAAUCAAGGACCUAAUGAACAAAGAGGUUUUUGAAGAUGAAAAGUAUCUGUUUACCAUUGAAAAUGGUAUUGUAUAUGCAAUCAAGAACACAUGCAAUUUAGAUGAAACCAAUAAAGAAUUACGAGACUACGUUGCUUCAACAUGGAAAGAUCCACAACUUUUACACGAUGAUGCUUGCUCAACAGCGACUCCAAACAAAACUGUCGAGUAUUUUUUAAACGACUCCAUUGAAAAGGCAAUCACGUUUGUUGUCAUUGAAAAAGUCGACUGA
Messenger RNA from Batrachochytrium dendrobatidis JAM81, 1035 nucleotides. RefSeq lists its product as uncharacterized. Bases 1 to 1035 code for a protein of 344 amino acids. The record is from RefSeq and is a predicted model, not a curated record. The transcript is spliced from 3 exons. NCBI's taxonomy places the organism in Eukaryota, Fungi, Chytridiomycota, Chytridiomycetes, Rhizophydiales.